GCAAGAACAAAAUAUUCAUAAAGGCGAAUAAAAGGAGGGAAAAAGGAGGCCGUCAGAUGCAGAAAAAGGGUCCUUAGAACGAGGGGAGCGAGGGCUCUCUUCAGCAAACUUAGCCCUUUGAAGCUUGCACACAACUCUCUCUCUCUCUCUCUCUCUCUCUCAAAUGACCAGAUUAGAGUUAUCAAAACGUACGACAGCGUGAGCUACAAUCCUUAAACACAUUUUUUAGAGCAAACUGCAUAUAUAAUACAACAAACUACCUAGGAAGUUGAUCAUCAACAAGCAACAAUAGCUACCUGCGCUUGCGUGCUCAUUAAUUCAAGCUCUUUGAUCUUUCUUCUUUAUAGCUUCUAUAAUUGUUGGCAAAGCCUGAGUUGGGUUAUGAGUUCGAUCAGAUAAUAGAUCGAUCUCCUCCUACAGACCUCAAGAUGUGGGCAAGAUUUAAAGCUUCAAAGAUUAAAGGGAAGGAAGCUAUCAGAAAUGUUCGAAAAAGCUUCAAUCUAAACGAGGAGUACCGGAGUGCAUUUAGAACCAAGUCCUAUGCAGACUUCUUCAAUAAAGCUCAACUGAUUGUGAGCCAGCCAUCAUGUUCUUCUAAUCACGAGCAUGAUCAGAAAUUCUCAGAAAUUCUCCUAGAACCUGGUCAAGAAUCCAUCCCCGCUAUUCUUGAAUCCGCAAUUCUUUCCCACUUACCCGAAUUGAAAGGCCUCAUGCUCGAGUACUAUGAAAUAAGUGCUGAGGCGUCAAAAAUCUGCACCCACCUCUUGAAAAGCAUCCACCAUAUUCAGUCUAACUACCACUUCAUUGAACAAGCACUUGACAAAGUUGAGGACCAUUCUCCUGAAAAAAUAAAAUCGAUUGUUUCGGAGCUACACUUGUCCAUUGUCCAAAACCAUGGUAACCCAUUUUCAAAUCCGAAUGACCAUGAGUUCAAGCUCAUCCAUGACAAGUACUCUUCAUUUUUACAGCACCUAAAGUCAAUGAGGAAAAGGGUGGCAAGGAAACUUAAGCUUAUCGAGUAUUUCAAGAAGGCUUCUGGGAUUUUCCUAACAGUAGCUUGUAGUUUCGUUGCUAUAACUGCUGUUAUUCUAUCAGCUCAUGCUUUUGGUGCCUUGCUCAUGGGACCAGCCCUUUUCAACUUCCCAUUUAAGCGUUUGAAGAAAAAGCUCGGUAGUUGCAUUCCAUUUUUAAGGAGUAGGGUUCUUACCAAAGCUGGAGAACAACUUGACGUGGCAGCUAAGGGGACUUAUAUAUUAAAUAGGGAUUUCGACAUGAUGAGUCGACUGGUUGCAAGGCUUCAUGAUGAAGUUGAACACAACAAGAUGAUGAUACACUUCUGCUUGGAGAGAAGAGAGGAAAAGUAUUCUUUGCAAGUUGUCAAGGAGCUUAAGAAGAGUAAUGGCGGGUUUAGAAAGCAAGUGGAGGAGCUUCAAGAGCACGUGUAUCUGUGUCUUGUAACUAUCAAUAGAGCUAGAACUAUGGUGACAAAGGAGAUGACCGAAUCUUGUAUCAGAAACUAACUUAGGAUACAUGGUACGUAGCACCCACAGAAACCUUUCUACAGGAUAGUUCAUUUUGUGUAUAUAAAUGUAUGCUUGUUAUACUAAAAAUGCACCAAGUUUUUUUU
This is a messenger RNA of Rosa rugosa (rugosa rose), 1627 nucleotides long. RefSeq names its product UPF0496 protein At1g20180-like. Bases 429 to 1520 code for a protein of 363 amino acids. The record is from RefSeq and is a predicted model, not a curated record. The transcript has 2 exons. NCBI's taxonomy places the organism in Eukaryota, Viridiplantae, Streptophyta, Magnoliopsida, Rosales, Rosaceae.